Molecule: messenger RNA, 3358 nt
Organism: Mytilus trossulus (common blue mussel)
Lineage: Eukaryota; Metazoa; Mollusca; Bivalvia; Mytilida; Mytilidae
Exons: 12
Coding region: 154-2334 (726 amino acids)
Biological process (GO): innate immune response; reticulophagy; autophagosome assembly
Cellular component (GO): autophagosome; endoplasmic reticulum membrane
Molecular function (GO): cyclic-di-GMP binding; 2',3'-cyclic GMP-AMP binding
Source: RefSeq, a predicted model, not a curated record
GUUUUGGAAAAGGAAGACAUCAUUGCCGAUCAUGGUUACUGUAAAUACAGAUGAUAUUAGUUUUCUGUUGUAACUCUAUGCAGGUUGUCUCAUAUAUAUAAACUAUUUAGUGAGCAUACCGAAGAAGACAUAUAAUUCACCUUUUUGUUGACAAUGUCUGAAGAUAGCGUAAAAGUUUUUAUCUCACACAGUAAUUGUGCUGAGGAUCAUGAUAUCAUAACUUCUAUAGUGAUUCCUAGUUUAGAGUGUAUUGAUGGUAUACAGGUUGUACAGCAGGAAAGUUUAAUGCCAGGUCAACUGUUUCUACCUGAAAUAACAAAAACCAUGAAUGACACCGAUAAAGCUUUAAUGUUCAUAACAAAAAAUUCCCUCAAAAGCAACUGGUGUACUUUUGAACUGCUAAUCUGGAUGGAAAAAAUCCAGAAAACUAACCGAAUGUCCAUAGUGCUUUUGCUGUAUGAUGUGAGUGAAGAUGAGAUUCCUCAUAUUGCCGUGCUUCAAGAGGCACCAAAGAUAUACUUUACACACGAUGAAAAUGAUUGGAAAGCUGCAGCUGAAAAGGGAAUCAAAGAGAAUAAAUUCAUUAUGAAUGUUAUGCCAGCUGGCAAUGUGGCUCAUGGUUUAGUGUGGUCACAUUAUUCUGGAUAUUUGCAGUACGUUUUGCCAGCCAGAACAAAUAAUGAUUCCAAACAAUGCCAUCCAGGGUUAGAGAAGCUGAUAACAGAAUCAGAAUGGUACAAAAGUCUACCAGAGAGUGGCAAGAAGAAUAUGUCUUUAAAAUUGUACGAAAUGGUACCAAGUAGUUGUUCUUGUGUGCCUGAUUUGCCUAAGAAAGAUACUAAGAUAAAAUUAGAACAUACUUACACCAUUUAUUAUUAUCGAGCAGGAAAUAAAAGAAAGGCAGAUAUACAUAUUUUCAGUAUUAAAGAUGGUGAUCAGACAUAUUACUGUACCUGUGAAUACCCUUAUGUCUUGAAUACUAUGAAAAACAUGGAAGAGAAUCAUUUGGCAUCUUUUGAACUGCCAAGUCAUCGUCACCUGGAAGGAGAACGAGCCUCUACAUCUUUUACAUCUGAUGACAAGAAGCUACAGCUAGCUAGAUUCUAUUAUACCCUUAACUCAGUAUUGAAUCAUUUCAACGAUUGCAGAGACAAGGCUAGAAUCUUACUAUAUAAUGAUGAGGAGUCAGGGCCGAAAAUUUCAGACGUAUUGUUGAAAGCAGUUAAAGAAGAUCUUAACCUUAUAGAAAGUCUACCCCCAAAGGAUGGAAAUUUUCUACCAAAACUUGAUGCCCUAGAGUCUCGUGACAGAGAUUAUGAUUUCCAGGUGUAUGUUGCCCAUUCAACAAAACAUGAGGAAGACAGAAAAAAGGCAGAGAAAAUCAUUUCUUAUUUGGAAAAACGUGGUAUACGUCAGAUACUUACGGAUGAUAUGAUUCCGACUCUACCUGGAAAUACAGUUAUGAGCAGGUUAUUAGUAGCUGCUCAGAAAUGUCGCUGGUUUGUAUUUUUGCUCACAAAGAAUUCAUUAGAUGACCAAAUGCUGACAUUUGAAAUGGUGUCUGCUCUUGGAGAUAGUAUACUUGAAAGGAAGGUUAGAGUUUUACCAGUUGUUGACCGAAGAGAAGAUGUAUGCAUUCCAGAAUCACUGCAGUGGGUGACUUACAUUCCAUAUAACUCUGAUAAUAGUCAUCUGGAGAGUUUAUAUAAUACAGUUAGUGGUCAGAACAUUCCAUUGGAAACUGAGUUAUUACUUCCAGCUGGUUAUGUAUCUUAUGGGUAUGCUUGGGGUUAUGUAGCAAAUUAUCUCAGAAAUGUCCUUCCUGGUGUUCUAGGUGGUAUCAGCGCUGCCUUAUCAGAAAAGAAUGUAAGUCAUUACAGAUGCCAUGAGAAAUUAUUCAUUAUCAUUCCCAAAAGUUGUCACGCUGGUCAAACAUUAAAAGACAAAAAAGAAUAUCAGGGACGAAUUCAGGAUUUUACUAGAACUAACUCUGUCAAUCAAUCUGAGACUGGCACUAGAGGCUACCAAUGUAACAUAUACAAGAUUUUAACUGAAGGAACAAAUGAAGUAGAUUUGUUCUUCGUUGGACAAUAUGCAGCACCAGUAGCAUGUUUAAAUGAGAUGAGAGGGUGGAAUAUAGCUGGUGUUACGGCUGAAUCAAUGGCAACAGAAGCCGAGAAGUUUUAUGAAAUUGUCAAAGAUUUAAUGAAACAGGCUGUGUCAGAUAAAGCACAAUUCUGUGAAUUUGUCUUUUAUGAUGAUAUUCAUAAUUCACUGGCAGAUAUCAUGGAGGAGAAGAUAAGAUUAGCAGAAGUACAAAAUGCUCAGUCUUAGACUAUGGUUUAUGAAAGGUAUCAUAUCAGUUGUAUCCACUUGAAACAUUAGACAUCAAACUUGUGUAUAAUUUUAAAUGUUGUUUUAUCUUUAUGGCAUAAUUUUCUGAGGCAUGUAGCCAUCACAGCAUUUGAAACAUUAUUAUUUAUAUAUGAAAUUACCAUGAAGGUCUGCACGGAUCUUCAUUGUUAUAAACUUCUACUGAUUUCUUAUUAUUUUACUUUCUUUUAAGACAAUUCCAGAUGAUAUUUUCAAAACCAAACAGAUACAGCAAAAUGUCACAAAUGAGUCUUUAACACAGUGAAAGAUUCCUGCCCAGAGAGGAAGGCUUCAAAUUGUAACUUGGAUGGAGAGUUGUGACAUUGGCACUCAUACUACAUCCUCUUAUACCUAUGUGUACUAGUUCUGCGAAAUUGGACGUCACACUUAACUCCAAAACAUAAAAAUGAAAAACAAAAAAUUUUAAAUACAAGACUAACAAAGGCCAGCACCUGGCUUUAAACAUAGGACUUGACUCAUGACUGUUUGUAUCUGUCACUGGAAAUACAAUACAUAUUUCUCACAUGUCACAUUUUUAAAAUGUUCUCAUAUUGAAAAUCGUUCAAUUUCUCCGUUCCAGGAAAUAUCAACAUGGUGACACUUUCUGUCUAAUUUAGGAAUAAUCCUCUGAACUUAAACAGUUAGCAAGCCCAAAUAUUUCAGGCGACUAUAAUUUGAUGGUUUAUAUGUUUAUAUAACUGAAGAUCAUGUAUAUAUUUAUGUUGGUUAUGUUCCUAAAUGUAUAAACUGAAAUAAAAGAUAAUUUCUUAUAUUGCGAAUCAAAACUUGACUGUUAACCAAAUUAAGCAUUUUAGCCUUAAUAAUGUUUUUUUUUAUAUUUCGUCUGUUUUAAAGGGUAAAGGUUAUACUUUGUCAACUUUUUGGUUGCUGAAAUAUUUUCAAAUCUAGAAAGUGUAUAAUAUCUAUAGUAGAUUGAAAUAUAAAUGUAGCAGUUUGUUGCUAGCAUUUCAAUUGAUCUGAACUC